Culicoides brevitarsis is the source of this 748-nucleotide messenger RNA. Its product is annotated as deoxycytidylate deaminase. The coding region runs from base 92 to 643 and encodes 183 amino acids. The record is from RefSeq and is a predicted model, not a curated record. Gene Ontology annotation, biological process: pyrimidine nucleotide metabolic process. Gene Ontology annotation, molecular function: zinc ion binding; dCMP deaminase activity. Gene Ontology annotation, cellular component: cytoplasm. Lineage: Eukaryota; Metazoa; Arthropoda; Insecta; Diptera; Ceratopogonidae. The transcript has a single exon.
GAAUUUAAAAUCAACUGAAUUUGACGUUCCAAUUGGAUUUUCCCGCGAAAUUAAAACAAAAAAAUUUUUUAAUCCUAAAAAAAUAAAUAAAAUGAUGAGAAACGAAGACAUCAAACGAGAAGAUUACAUUUCAUGGCCCGAAUAUUUCAUGUCAAUAGCUUUUCUAGCAGCAAAAAGGAGUAAAGACCCAUCAUCGCAAGUCGGAGCCUGCAUCGUUAACGAAGACAAAAAAAUUGUUGGAGUCGGAUAUAAUGGAUUCCCAAUUGGAUGUGACGACAACAAAUUCCCAUGGUCAAAAAACGCUCCGGAUCCGCUGGAAAAUAAAUACAUGUACGUCUGUCAUGCCGAAAUGAACGCGAUUCUCAAUAAAAAUUGCAGCGAUGUGAGGGGAUGCACAAUUUACGUCGCUCUUUUUCCCUGUAAUGAAUGCGCAAAAAUAAUUAUUCAGUCCGGGAUUUCAAAAAUUGUCUAUUUAUCGGAUAAGCACAAGGAAAAGGCAUCAACGAUCGCGUCGAAAAUGAUGUUAGAUGCUGCGGGGGUGAGGUAUGAGCAGUUUAUGCCGAAACAGAAACAAAUUGUGAUAGAUUUUUCGGAGAUUGAUUGGAAUAACAUGAGUCAACUGCCACAAACGCCGAGGAAAUAAUUGAAAAAAUUGACGAAAUAUAAAAUAAAUUAUUGAUUUAAUAUAAUUUUUAGAUUUUUUUUAAGAUUUUGUUGUGUUUUAGAUAUCUUGUUGAAAAUUUGUAAU